Molecule: messenger RNA, 2227 nt
Organism: Prunus mume (Japanese apricot)
Lineage: Eukaryota; Viridiplantae; Streptophyta; Magnoliopsida; Rosales; Rosaceae
Product: CCAAT-binding factor
Biological process (GO): ribosome biogenesis
Cellular component (GO): small-subunit processome; nucleolus; Noc4p-Nop14p complex
Source: RefSeq, a predicted model, not a curated record
AAAAACCUAACUCUCUUCUUCAUUCUCCCCUCAGUUCCGUUCCCGCCGAACCUUCACCUUACCAGCAGCAGCAACCAUGGCCUCCAUUCUCUCCAAGAAGCAAAAGCAGAAGCACAAAAGCACAAAGCUCUCCGACCUCAAAACCCUAGGCCACGACCUCCUCUCCUCCAGAGCCCACGUCAACAACCUCCCUAAGCUCCUCUACUUCGUCUCCCCAACCUCGCCUCCCCAGUUCGUUCUCGAGUCCCUCCUCUCUCUCCAGGCCUUCUUCACCCCUCUCUUGCCUGACCUUCCUUCCUCUUCUUCCAAGCCUUCCGCUUCCAAUGCAUCCCAGGACGACCCUGACUUCAUCUACCGGACUUGGCUCCGGUCCAAGUUCGACGAGCUCGUCGAGUCCCUCAUCCAAGUCCUGCUUUCUCCUCAAUCUGAUGAAACUCUCAAGGAGGUGGUGUUGGACACACUAAUGGAGUUUGUGAAGUCUGGAAAUGGGGGAAGGUUUCACUCUGCUAUUUACCAUAGGUUGCUUCGUAGUAUUGUUUACUCUACGACACCGGAUAAUUUCUUGUUAGACGUGUUGGCAUCCAAGUAUUUCAAGUAUAUUGACGUCCGUUAUUUUACCUACAUCAGCUUGGAAAAACUUUCUAGAGUUCUAGAUGCAAAAGACAUUUCUGAUGACAGAAACCUGAACACAGACGGCAACGAUGGCGGGCAUCCAAGGGAAAGCAUGGAUCUAUUAAUUCGCAAGAUUCAUUACAUAAUGUCACACAUCCCAUCUGUGGAAGCUUCAGUUGAGAAAACUGGUUAUGACAUGUGGAGUGGAUCAGGUGAUGAUGGAGAUAUUUCUGGGAAUCUUAAAGCAGAAAAUAAACAGCACAUGACUGAGAAGCACAAUGAUAAGGUGUUGACUGCAGCCAGUAUUGCCAAAAAGAUGAAAUUGAAAUUUACUAAAGCAUGGUUAUCAUUUCUAAGGUUACCACUUCCACUUGAUGUGUACAAGGAGGUUCUUGCCACUCUUCAUCAGGCAGUCAUUCCUCAUCUAUCUAACCCAGUCUUGUUAUGUGAUUUCUUAACUCGGUCAUAUGACAUUGGUGGUGUUAUCAGCGUCAUGGCUCUUAGCGGCCUCUUCAUCCUCAUGACACAAUAUGGUUUAGAGUACCCCAACUUUUAUGAGAAACUUUAUGCACUACUGGUUCCUUCUAUUUUUAUGGCAAAACAUCGAUCAAAGUUUUUUCAGCUUGUGGAUGCUUGCUUAAAAUCACCACUUCUUCCUGCAUAUUUGGCUGCUGCUUUUGCUAAGAAAUUGAGCAGGCUGUCUAUUUCAGUUCCUCCGUCUGGAGCGUUAGUUAUUAUUGCGUUAGUUCAUAAUCUUCUACGGAGACAUCCUUCAAUCAAUUGCUUGGUGAAUCGGGGAGGUGGUGGUGCAACUGUGAAAGAUGAUCCAGAAACAGAACAGAGGGUUGCUGAUGGUGUAGAUGACACUGCAACUGCUUCAGCAGAUAAGUCAGUCAAAAAACCAGGCGUUGACCCUUUUGAUAAUGAACAAAGUGAUCCUAUAAAAUCAAAUGCCAUGAGAAGUUCACUCUGGGAGAUUGAUACCCUCCGUCACCACUACUGCCCUGCUGUAUCAAGGUUUGUUUUGUCACUUGAGAAUGAUUUGACAGUCAGAGCCAAAACCACUGAAAUUUCUGUUGGAGAUUUUAGCUCAGGCUCAUAUGCAACAAUAUUUGGCGAGCAGAUGAGACGAAGGAUAAAAUUGGCUCCACUUGCAUACUACAAAGUACCCCCCACCUCUUUGUUCUCGGAGUCCGAGUCUGAGUUUCUUGGUUGGACGUUCAAAUGUGAAGACAGUAAGCGAAAGAAUGACAUCAAUGAUGAGAAUGGGAAAAUAGAUCGAGAAUGUGAUCAUAAUUCGGUAAAACGACAACGAGUUGAGUGUUCAUAACCAAAGUGUGCCAUCCCUCUCUUUUGCCCUUUCUUUCAAGGGGGCAGGAUUAUGCUCGUGAAUUAUAAGAUUUGAGCAACAAUUUUGGGGUUCUUAGGUGUAUGUUUCCUCGUUUGUUGAUUUUGUAUGCUGCAACAAAUUUUGAGCUCCAAAAAAGGGUAAAAAGAAAAGCUGCAUCAGAUUUUGAAUUUGACCUACUAUUUUGUUGGCAAGUUAUCUUUGUACAUGCAUUUUUGUAGCCAAUAAUUUACCUUAAUGAUGUGAUCAGGCGUGUUAAUUUAAUCA